Molecule: messenger RNA, 724 nt
Organism: Rhincodon typus (whale shark)
Lineage: Eukaryota; Metazoa; Chordata; Chondrichthyes; Orectolobiformes; Rhincodontidae
Product: hypoxanthine-guanine phosphoribosyltransferase-like
Exons: 7
Coding region: 161-709 (182 amino acids)
Biological process (GO): GMP salvage; IMP salvage; hypoxanthine metabolic process
Molecular function (GO): hypoxanthine phosphoribosyltransferase activity; magnesium ion binding
Source: RefSeq, a predicted model, not a curated record
GAAGCAGAAACAAAAGUGAAAACCUUCUUUUUUAAAUUAACUGAUUCAGCUCUGCUCUCAACAGUGUGUCUUCACCUCAAACCUAAAUGAGCAUCUUCCGCAGCAUCCUAUUUCUAAUGGUCUCUGAAUCAGUGACAAUGAAAACGGUUAUGACCCUGAGAUGUUUUGUAUCCCUAAACACUACGUAGAAGAUCUGGAAAGAGUUUUCAUUCCUCACGGCCUUAUUAUGGACCGGACAGAACGCAUGGCCAGAGAUAUAGCAAAGGAAAUGGGAGGUGAUCACAUUGUUGUCCUCUGCGUGCUGAAGGGAGGUUACAAGUUCUUUGCUGACCUUUUGGACUACAUCAAGGCGCUAAAUAGGAACCAGGAAGAGUCGCUCCCAAUGACCAUUGACUUCAUCAGGUUGAAGAGCUACUGUAGUCAGCACCCUCCAGAAGCCUUCAUGUGUGUAAGCCUAGACCUCGAAUAUUGGAAGGUUGUGCAACCACGAAGCCUGGCAGAACUGAGUUCCCGUCAGUGCUGGAUCCAAACGACACAGAAUGACCAGACUGUAGAGGAGGUGAAAGUUAUUGGAGGGGAUGACCUGUGCAUGUUGGCUGGAAAGAAUGUUCUAAUAGUUGAGGACAUUAUUGAAACAGGCAGAACAAUGAGGAAACUUCUUGCCCUCCUGGAGACGUACAAGCCCCAAAUGGUCAAAGUCGCAAGGUAGCGUGCACUUCAGUAG